CGCCCCCUUAUCGCUCUCCCUCCAAAACUUUGGAAACUCUCACAUACUCGUGUAGGGUUAGGGUUAUGCUUGCUCUCUCUGCUCCUAGGGUUUCCAAAUACGUUCAAAAUCGUGAGAAAAAAGUGAGAUUCUUCAGGAAUGGCGAGGUACAGAAGCGGGAGCAGAAGCCACAGCCCUCGCCGGAGGAGCCGAACCCCCCCGCGCGGCCGCAAGCGGUACGACGACGAGCCUCGCGAUCGAUACCGCGAAGGCAGGUCGUACAAAGACCGUCGCUCCCCUGCUCCUUCUGGCUUGCUCGUCCGCAAUCUUCCCCUUGACGCUAGGCCAGAAGAUCUAAGGAACCCAUUCGAGCGAUUUGGCCCUGUGAAGGAUGUGUAUCUACCGAAGAACUACUAUACUGGGGAGCCACGAGGUUUUGGAUUUGUCAAGUACCGUUAUGGUGAAGAUGCUGCUGAAGCAAAACAGCAACUGAACCAUACAAUUAUUGGUGGACGUGAGAUUAGAAUUGUGUUUGCUGAGGAGAACAGAAAAACGCCUCAAGAAAUGCGUACGACUUCCCGCGGAAGUAGCCGGCAUGGAGGAAGCAAUAGAAGGAGAACUCCACCAAGGUCCCCUCGGCGCCGAUACCGCUCUUACUCAAGGUCACCUACACCAGCUAGGCAUGACUCAAGAUAUUAAAGUGAAAAGGGAGACUUUUAAGGACUUCUGGAUUAAAAAAGAUUAACAAGAAAAGAGAGCAUAAAGUGAUGGACAACUUGCUUACAUUUCUGUCAAAGUCUCUCCAUAAGUUUAUCUAUAACCUCACCUUCUCAAGCUAUUUCCUACAACUUGCAUGGGCUUUCCUUUCCUCAGACUUUUGGUGUGAGGCUUGCUACUGUUGAAUGAACUUGACUAGCUAAAGUUGGUGCACGAGAUGAUUCAAAUCAUAAGAGUACUUUAUAUUUUACUUUUUUAAACUGUUCAAGUAAUUUUAUCAUAAGAAAUUUGUUAAGUUUGAUAUCUUGUUUUGCAUAUACCAUCCAGUUAAUAAAGAAAUAUAGAGCAUAUAUUUGGCCAAAGAAAGAAAUCAUCUUCAAAGAAGGGAAGCAAUUCAAAGUUUUUACUGGUAGAGAUUUGAUGACAUUGUCCAAGAAAAAGAUAGUUUGAGGUUUUAGAAAGUUGGGGCCAAGAGAGCUAUGAAGUUAUCAGAUGCUGAUCAUCCAGUACAUCAUUAUAGAGCUUAACCCUCACUGUUUGGAUCCAAGUUUCAUAUUUUUGUUCAGAAACCC
This is a messenger RNA of Corylus avellana, 1268 nucleotides long. The record is from RefSeq and is a predicted model, not a curated record. Lineage: Eukaryota; Viridiplantae; Streptophyta; Magnoliopsida; Fagales; Betulaceae.